AUGAAAGAAGUACGUACCUCUGCUAUGGUUACUGCUAAACUUAAACAAUGGAAUAUAACUGUCACUGAAGGAGUAGGCAAUUUAGGUGUAGUGGGUAUAUUGAAAAGUAAAACACCAGGUAAUCAUUCUAUUGGCUUGCGUGCUGAUAUGGAUGCUCUUGAAAUCAUUGAGAAGAACAAUGUAUCUUAUAUUUCUACGAUUUCUGGUAUUAUGCAUGCUUGUGGUCACGAUGGACAUACUACAAUGUUACUUGGUACAGCUAAAUAUCUGGCAGAAAAUCGAGAUUCAUUUUCUGGAACUAUCUACUUUGUUUUUCAACCUGCUGAAGAAACAGGCGUUGGUGCCAUGUCCAUGAUCAAAGAUCAACUAUUUGACCGAUUUCCAAUGGAUACAAUCUACGGAUUGCAUAACAUUCCAGGUUUACCUGUUGGACAAUUUGCUAUUCGAUCAGGUCCAAUGAUGGCAGCAGCUGAUACUUGGGUUGUUACAUUUCGAGGUACUGGUGGCCAUGGUGCUACACCACAGUUAGCUACUGAUGUGACUGUACUGCUAGCAGAAUUCAUUUUAGCAUUACAGACAAUUGUUAGUCGUAACAUUGCACCAACCGAUACAGCUGUAAUAAGUGUUGGGGCUAUUCAAAGUGGAUUUUUCGAAUCAUUAAAUGUAUCACCAUCAGAAAUUCGUGUUGGUGGUACCGCUCGUAGUUUUACGAGAGAGGUGCGAGAUACAAUUGAACAGCGCAUGAAAGAGUUAGCACAUGGUCUUGCUACUGCCUUUGAGUGUAUAGCUGAGGUGGUAUUCAAUCGAGCUGGAAAUCCACUUGUAAAUGAUGUUCAGUCCACAGAACGAGCCAUUAGAGCAGCUGAGAGUCUUGUAAAUGCUGAAAAUGUUGAUGGAAACACAACACCAAUAAUGAAUGGAGACGAUUUUGCUGAAAUGCUAGAAAGAAAACCAGGUGCCCAUAUGUAUAUGGGAAAUGGGAACCGAUCUGGUGCACUUCAUUCACCAGCAUACAACUUCAACGAUGAUACUAUUAUUUUUGGUGUAGGCUAUUGGGUCAGUCUAGUUCAACAAGAACUUCGGAAUGAACUUCGCGUAUUUGUGCUGUAA
Rotaria sordida is the source of this 1110-nucleotide messenger RNA. NCBI's taxonomy places the organism in Eukaryota, Metazoa, Rotifera, Eurotatoria, Philodinida, Philodinidae. The record is from the annotation of a GenBank genome assembly.